UCCAAACUCCAAAGUGUCAUUAUUCAUUUUCCUUCCCUGAUGAACCUCAAAAACUGUCAAAUGUCAGCUGUCUAAAUUUUUUUUCGUAAAUAUUCCAGGUUAUGUGAUCAAAAUUACAAAACUCCACUCCAUAAAUGAGUUUUCCAACCAAAGACGAACGGGCAAAAUGCUGGAAAGCUCGCGAUGAUUUCUGGGCUUGCCUAGAUACUCAUGCCCCCGGUCAUCAAUCCACCAGUGGUGAAGCUGUUCCCAAACAAUGUGCCGACUUGAGGAAACUCUACGAAAAAUCCUGUCCGUCGCAAUGGGUCAAACACUUUGACCGAAAACGAACCUACGAACAAUUCAAGGAAAAAGUUAGCAAGGGCUUUGACCCGCUCGAACAAAAAGAGAAAUAA
Molecule: messenger RNA, 395 nt
Organism: Episyrphus balteatus (marmalade hoverfly)
Lineage: Eukaryota; Metazoa; Arthropoda; Insecta; Diptera; Syrphidae
Product: cytochrome c oxidase assembly factor 6 homolog
Exons: 2
Coding region: 135-395 (86 amino acids)
Biological process (GO): respiratory chain complex IV assembly
Cellular component (GO): respiratory chain complex IV; mitochondrion
Source: RefSeq, a predicted model, not a curated record